Messenger RNA from Anisakis simplex (herring worm), 474 nucleotides. The record is from the annotation of a GenBank genome assembly. Lineage: Eukaryota; Metazoa; Nematoda; Chromadorea; Rhabditida; Anisakidae.
AUGUCGAUGGGGAUGAUCGGCCAAAUGGGCGGGGCAAUGGUGUCGACGAACGACGGUGGUGGCGGUGGUAGUCUACUGCAGAGGAGGGGCGUGCACGUGCCAGCGCCUGUUGCUCCUCAUCAUCAUGGCGGCGGCGGCAGCAGUCUAUUGGCGCCCGUUUCGGCGCCAAUACCGCCCGCGUCCAGUCCACCACCCAUUCCGCUGGAGGAGUUUUUGACGAGGCUGACCUUGUGCCAUUGCUUGGGUCAGUUGCGGGCGGCUGGAGUGCACUCGGUAAGUGAUCUGAUGAAGAUGAGUCAGAUCGAUUUGCUGAGCUAUGGGCUGAUCGCCGACGAGGCGCAGCGAAUACGGGAUGCGUUGAAUAGGCCUUUAAGCAGUACGCUGCAACGUCAAACGAGCAGCCAGCACAAUAAUGGCAGCAGCUUAAGGCUGAUGCAUUCGCCAUCGAUACCGCUUCGAGCGGACAGCCGUCAG